AUGCAAAUUCUCGAUACAUUGUACGCAAUACUUUUAGUGGCAGUUCCACUUUCUUUAGGAUGGUAUAUAAUGUGGAAAAUGUAUAUAUCUAAAUAUGAAUUUGUAAGAGAACUUUUAGGUCAUAAAAAAGAAGUUAAAGAAAAACCAAAGAGUAGAAGAGUAACAAAUGUUGAAUUGCUAACAAUGAAUAAAUUAAUCGAAGACAUAAUAUUUAAUGUCAAUGUAAAUAGUAGAAAUAUUGUAUCAAAAACAUAA
Messenger RNA from Dictyostelium discoideum AX4, 255 nucleotides. RefSeq lists its product as hypothetical. Bases 1 to 255 code for a protein of 84 amino acids. The record is from RefSeq and is a predicted model, not a curated record. Lineage: Eukaryota; Evosea; Eumycetozoa; Dictyosteliales; Dictyosteliaceae. The transcript is spliced from 2 exons.